AUGGUGAACUACGGAGGAGACGAGAUUUCCGCGCUGGUGGUUGACAUCGGCUCGUCCUCUGUGCGAGCGGGCUAUGCGGGGGACGACACUCCCAAAGCCUUCGUUCCUACUACCUAUGGCUUUAUCGAGGAGCCUUCUUCGCCAGAAGAUGACAUCGAGAUGGCAGACGUAUACGGCGUGGAGAAGCUCCCACCCCAGAAGAAGCUCAAUCUCUUCAUCGGCCAGAACGGCCCCUCGAUAUGGCGGGAGGGCAUGCAGGCGGGGAAUCCCGUGCAAAACGGCUUGAUCCACGAUUUCAACCCAAUACCCCCACUCAUCUCGCACGCGCUCGUGGACAUGAUGCGCUGCAACCCCGAAGAGCACCCCGUGCUCGUGACAGAGCCGGCGUGGAACACCAAGGAGAACCGCGAGCGUAUGGCGGAGAUCAUGUUCGAAGAGUUCCACGUCCCGGCGUUCUACAUCGCGAACACGAGCGUGCUGAACGCUUUUGCCGCAGGAAAGGGCUCCGCCCUCGUGAUCGACGUUGGACAAUCCACCGCAAGCGUCACACCCGUUGUAGACGGCUUCGUCCUCCGCAAAGGUUUGAUGUACUCCGCUCUCCCCCAAUUAGUACACGCUCAUGCGAAGCAUCUGCUCGUCACACCAAGCUCGAGACGCGCUGGAAUCCAGCUCAUCCCACACCAGCUCAUCGCAAGCAAACAGCCAGUAGACGCAGGGGUGCCGCCGCGGUUCGAGCUGCGGCAAGACCGCAUAGCGGGCACGACGGAGAGCUGGAGAACGUGGGCCGAGUCGCGCGAGGUGGACGAGUGGAUCCAGAGUGUCGCGGGUAUCCUUGAUCAAGGUUGGAACGAACAGGCUGCAACCCAGCGGGGUCCACGACACUACGAAUUCCCGACGGGCUACAACUAUCAUUUCAGCUCCCUUGAGCGGUCCAUGGUCGGCGAGCAGCUGUUCAGCCACUCCCCUCAGAUGAUCGCUACGAAUCCGAACCUCCCGAAAACAAUUCCCGCGCUAAUCAGCGCCUCGCUCAGCGCCUGCGACGUCGACCUGCGACAAGUGCUCAUGGGUAACGUCGUGCUCACGGGCGGGGGCAGCCUUUUCUCCGGCUUCGCGGAUCGACUGCACAACGAGCUCACGCGAAACUUCCCACACGUAAAAAUCCACGCACCGGGCAACCCCACUGAGCGCAGAUAUGGCGCAUGGCUCGGCGGGAGCAUCCUUGCGAGUCUGGGGACGUUCCACCAGUUGUGGAUCAGCAGGGAGGAAUGGCAGGAACAUGGAAAGUCCAUCGUUGAGCAGAGGUGUAAGUAA
Molecule: messenger RNA, 1311 nt
Organism: Sparassis crispa
Lineage: Eukaryota; Fungi; Basidiomycota; Agaricomycetes; Polyporales; Sparassidaceae
Product: Actin-related protein
Exons: 10
Coding region: 1-1311 (436 amino acids)
Biological process (GO): regulation of transcription by RNA polymerase II
Cellular component (GO): SWI/SNF complex; NuA4 histone acetyltransferase complex
Molecular function (GO): chromatin binding
Source: RefSeq, a predicted model, not a curated record